Puma concolor (puma) is the source of this 663-nucleotide messenger RNA. NCBI's taxonomy places the organism in Eukaryota, Metazoa, Chordata, Mammalia, Carnivora, Felidae. The record is from RefSeq and is a predicted model, not a curated record.
AUGGCAACGGAGGAGAAGAAGCCAGAGACGGAGGCGGCCAGAGCACAGCCCACCCCUUCCUCCUCGGCCACGCAGAGCAAGCCCACUCCUGUUAAACCAAACUAUGCCCUGAAAUUCACCCUGGCUGGCCACACGAAAGCCGUGUCCUCCGUGAAAUUCAGCCCGAACGGCGAGUGGCUGGCGAGUUCGUCCGCUGAUAAGCUCAUUAAAAUUUGGGGAGCAUAUGACGGAAAGUUUGAGAAAACCAUAUCUGGCCACAAGCUGGGAAUAUCCGAUGUGGCCUGGUCUUCAGAUUCUAAUCUCCUUGUUUCCGCCUCGGAUGAUAAAACCCUAAAGAUAUGGGACGUGAGCUCGGGAAAGUGUCUGAAAACCCUGAAGGGGCACAGUAACUACGUCUUUUGCUGUAACUUCAACCCCCAGUCCAACCUCAUCGUCUCGGGCUCUUUUGACGAAAGCGUGAGGAUAUGGGACGUGAAAACCGGAAAGUGCCUGAAGACUCUGCCUGCCCACUCGGACCCCGUCUCAGCUGUCCAUUUUAACCGGGAUGGAUCCUUGAUCGUGUCAAGCAGCUACGAUGGUCUCUGGCACGGACGGAGGGGCCCCCUCCAGACACCGCGCUGCUCGCCGACCGGCCGCCUUCCCGCCAGCCCCCGCGGCGCCUAG